AUGGGUAUCCUACCGACGCCGAACCACCAAGCCCUGAUCCGGGACUGUUACCCACCGUACUCGUCGUCCUCGCCCGACUCGCUCCCACAACCCGUCUCGAACUCGCUCUCGAAACUCGCCUUUUACGCAAUCAACCGUCCCGCCAAACUCGCCAAAGUCCUUGCGAUCCUCCUCGAGCGGGCGAGUAAGGCGAGGCCAGGAGCCGGGUCGGGCAAAGCGAGGCAAGAGUUGGCCGUGACGACUGAGAUUGUGAGGGGAUUGGUUGUCGAGGCGGGAGAGAGUGGAAAGGAGGGGAGUGGAGAGCUCGUCAAGGCUGCGUUGGCCGAGACGGCGCUCAAGGUGGCGGAAAUGGCGUUGGGAGGGGCAGGUGGGGGUCCGAAUGCGCAGGUCAGGAGCGGCGGGAAGAGGGACCCUGAACUCGAGGCGCGCGGCGCGAGCUUGUUCCAUGCCGUUGCGACCUACUUGACCCCGCCGUUCUUCGGCUCGUACGACGGCAUGGGCAGGCAGUAUCUCCGCUGUGUGUCCCUGCUGUCUUCGCUCGCCCAGCUGUCCGGACGGGAGAACAUCGAAUCCCGCUACGUCGCGCUCAAAGCUCUCGAGGGAGCCGCAAAAUCCGAGUUCUUGUACACUACGGGAGGUGACUACGACACACAGGUCGGCGAGAUCGUCCCGGCGUUGCUGAGUAACUUGGCAGACGUUUCAGUGGAAGACUUGCGGGACGAGCAAUCCACGAUUAUGUCGUCGGAAAAGUCGCUCGCCCCGCUCGCAUCGUCCCUCGCCAGUCGCAAAACACCCUCGAUCAGUCCUCCCUCCGACUCGCCAAAACUCGUAUCAACCGCUCUUACGUCCCUCCUGCUCCUCUCCCGCCUUUCGACACUCCCGCAACUCCUCGCUCUCCACAACGCGCUCUCCACCUUCCUCGACCGCUACUCCCAUGGCUCGCUCUGGCACGCCUCGUCCCUAACUCACGUCCUCUUCUUCGCUCGAGCCAUCAUCGCUGCCGCGCCGUCCUCACACCGCGCACCAGCCGUAACGUGGUGGAGCGACCAGGUCGGCGAGAUCUUUGAAAACGAGUCGCCGCACCGGAGCGUCACGCUCCUCUUCGUCCUCAAGCACCUUGUCGAUCCCGAAGCGGACGCGCAUACCGGCGAAGGGCGCGAAGCCGGCGCCUCGCGCCUCGAAGGACUGAGCGCAGCGGGAAUCCUCAGCACCCUCGCCGACCUUCUUGUGCGCCGCGCGAGGCUCUCGUCGCCCUCAGCCUCGCCAAGCGCAUCUCGUGUCCACUCUUCGGCCGGCACGACGCGCGGCUUCGAUGCAGCAGACACAGACGACGACCCUCUCCUCCGGCCGAUCUUGACAACCGUUGGCGCGCUCGCUCGUGCGUCCGCGACGACAGGCUACGCGACGCAGCUUGACGACCUCGCCGGCGACUUGAUCGACCUGCUUCGGUCGCUCAAGAAUGAGGAGGGAAGGGCUGAGCGACUUGUUGGCGGCAUGAACGGCGAAGAGAAGAGUCGCGCGAAGGUUAGGGUCGUGAUGGCUCUCGAGGCGCUGUUGCAAGAGGCGCCGGCUGUCGAAGGAGCGGUCGAGACUCAGGAGGACGGCGCUCGCACGAUUCCGCCGCCCACGACCGUUGUGAACGGCGCGCCCGCUCACGCAGACGAGGAGGACGACGAGCGUAUCCGCCGACCGACUGCCGAUUCAGAUGGUCCUGCGGCAGCGAUCGGCGCAUAUGGUAGCAGCGGUCUCGUCCUCGGCAAGCCCAUCAACGGGUCAUCGACAGGCGACGUCUUCUCCGCCCCAUCCUCGACGACCAAAGAGCAGCGAAGGCGCGCCUCGGUCUCGUCGUCCAAGGCGACCGACGCGCCGAUCCUCCGCGUCCAAACACCCGGCGGCGCCUCGACCGCCCCAUCCGGCUCGCCGACUCACUCAACCGUCAACCGCCACCCCAUCUCGCCACGCACAUUCGCGCGCUCGCUCUUCCUCCUCCUCGAUUCCGACUCGCGACUGCGGUUCGAGUAUGCCCAAGCUGCGGCGAUCUACUGCAAGCGGGAGAUGCCCAUCGCGAAAGGGACGACGGACGAGUUGGCGUCGUUUGUCAAGCAGGUUAUGGCGGCUGUCUAUGGGUUGGCGAUUGGUGAGGUUGCGACUACUGGCUCGUCGGCGUUCAACAACGGCGAGCAGGACCAGGCAGCGGGCGGGCAUGCCUUGCACCGCACGAGGAGCGUGAGGAGUCUCCGAAGCCGCAAGUCGUUCCUCGACGACUCGCCGCAGAAACCUUCCGCUCCCUCCUCGUCUAGCGGCCAUGGCCCAACGGCGGCAGACUACUCCUCCCUCCUCACACUCCUCGACGCUCUCUUCUCCCGCCGCUCCUCCACCACGAUUGUCGAAGCCCUCCCCGCGCUGCUCGCACUCGACGCGAAAGCAGCGACGAGGUGGGAAGUUGGACUUGCGGGACAGGGAGAGUUGGGGAGUGCGGGGGGAGGGCCGGAUGGGGUUAGGGCGCAGGCUUGUAGGGAGCUUGCGGCGAGGGCGGUGGGCAGGAUUGGGAGGACUUGGGGGUUGGGAGAGUUGGUGGAGCUGGCGCAGGACGUCCUCGACACCCUCUCGCCCUCGGUCAUCCCCACUCGCGCAUCUCCCUCGUCCUCCUUCGCUUCUCGCGCCUCGCCGAACCCGGCAGCGCUCAACGCCUCUCUCGCUAUCGACAUCCUCGCAACUGACCGCGAGAUCCAGAAAGAAUCGUCGCUCGACCGAACUAGUCUUGCGUCGUUGCUUGGACAGCCGUGGUCUUACGAGACUGCCAAGGUGGAAGCCCUGUCCGCCGCGACUCGCUCGCCGUACUUGAGCGGCGCCCUCCCGUCCCGCUCGCUCGUCAAUCUCGGCACGGCGUCUCGUGCCGGCAGCACCUACCGCCUCUCGUCGCUCCCUCCGGCCUCGCCGCCGUCGACGACGCACGGACACGGGAACGGCGGGUCGUCGCCCGUCCUUCGGCGGAUGAGCGUCACCCCUUCGCUCGCCGACUUGCAAGGUUCGCUCGGCACAUCUCCUCGCAGUGCGCGGGGCAGCGCAGCGCCGAGUAUCUCCUCGAGCGCGUACGGGCUCGGUGCAGGCGCGGGCGGGAGCGUGUACACGCUGAACGACUUGAAGGCGGGGAUGGCGCUCGGGUCGGGGGUGCAGCAGCGGAGACGGACGAGUCGUGCGACGGUCGACAGCGUGCUUGACCGUGUUGGGAGGAGGAGCAGGACGGCGACGGGUGCGAGUCAGGCGUCGUCGUUGGGUGUCCCGCAGGUGUGA
Rhodotorula toruloides NP11 is the source of this 3294-nucleotide messenger RNA. Its product is annotated as cellular morphogenesis-related protein. Bases 1 to 3294 code for a protein of 1097 amino acids. The transcript is spliced from 6 exons. NCBI's taxonomy places the organism in Eukaryota, Fungi, Basidiomycota, Microbotryomycetes, Sporidiobolales, Sporidiobolaceae. Gene Ontology annotation, biological process: protein localization to plasma membrane. The record is from RefSeq and is a predicted model, not a curated record.